UCUAUGGAAGGGUAGAAAAAUAAAAAAAAGACGAUGGAGAAGGAAGAAAUGGCUUCGUGGAUGUCAUCAUCAUCAUCAUCCUCCUCCUUUUGUUUUUGUUCAUUAUUUUCAUGUUAUUUCUUUCUAGUUUCCACUGUUACUACUUCCAGAUGAUCUUAAUCGUCUUCAACAUCAAAUCGGAAAGAUCUUAGCAAUUCCGACGACGACGACGACGACGACGACCAUGAUUAAGGCGAGGAUGUUCUCCUUCUCUAUUUCCGGCGUUUCGGCCGUGUAAUAGGGGACGAUACGAAAGAAUCGUCGUUUUCUCCUUUUUCAUUUCCGCCCCACCGGCCCCCUCUUUUUUUUCUUGCUUUUGAUUGGGAUUCGGGAACCGACUUUCUUUCUGAGAAAAUUUAAACAACUACAGUGAGAUAGAUACUGAUGGCCGCCGCUGCAUCUGAGCCACAAGCGAUCCUCGAUCGAACAAUUUCGCCGACUUCUGUUGCUACGUCUACUGCUCUACUAAGUCACUUAGCUUACUGAUCUUGGAUGCAGAAGAGAAACCUGUGGAAUCAGACAAAAUGAAAGAUCAGCUACUUUCAUCAACUAAUGGGAGGUCGAUAUCUCCAAAUGCUUCCAAGGAUACUGGGAUAGGUCAACCGGGGGACACUGCUAGUCAAUCAGGAUCAUUUGGUUUAGGUGGAGAUCACCCUGUCUAUCAAUCUAAUGUAUAUGCCCCUCAGGCACUUUACUACAAAGGUCCUGGUCAAUGGGAUGAGUACACUUCAUAUGUUAAUACUGAACGGUUGGAUAUUGGCUCUCCUGGAAUCUACAAUGACAAACCUUCUCUUGUAUUUCACACCAGUUAUGGCUAUGGCCCCCAAAUACCAUAUGGACCAUAUUCCCCUGUUACAACACCUCUGCCUUCUGUUGGGGCAGAUGCCCAAUUAUACUCCCCUCAGCAAUACCAAUUCUCAGGGCCACCAUAUUAUCAGCAACUGGUUUCUCCUAGCAUGCAGUAUGCCAGCCCACCGACAACAUUUUCUCAGCCGGAGCUGAACUCAGUGGUGGGCAUUGACCAACAAGAUGAUAGAAUGAUCUUUGGGCCAGGACCUAGUUAUCCCUCCCCAGUGGGGCCUUUUGGCAGAGGCAACUUUUCUGGAGAUCUUGCAAGUCUUGGUUUCCCUGAUUUGCAGCUAGGAUUUGAUGCAUUUGGAUCUGGUGGACUUUCUUCACAUUGGCCAAAACCCUUGGACAGAGAGAGGGUUCUUCCUGCAUUUUCGCCUGCAGUAUCUCCACAAACAAUUGGCGGCCUGGGAUCAUUUGGACAAAAUCUUGCAAUGGAUUCUCAACAAGCAAGGCCAUCCUAUGGGUUUGGAUCUGGCUCAAAUUCUUAUAACAGAGCCCACCUGCACAGUGAUUUUAAUCAGGGCUCCAGCUUCGUAAAUGCAUCAGUCCCCCAUUUGGGAACAAAAGAUAGGGGUUGGCUUGCUCUUGAUUAUGGCAGACGUCGUGGAAGGGCUGAUAGCUCUUUAUGCAAUUGCAGUGGUACACUUGAUAUUCUCAAUGAGCAAAAUCGUGGACCAAGGGCCUCAAAGCUGAAGAGCCAGACUGCCAUUGAAAAUGGUGCAUCAGCUGAUGGUAACAAAUACAGCUCAUCCACAACCAAGACCCUUGACGAGUCUUACAACCACCCAGAUUUUGUCACAGAUUACAAGGAUGCUAAGUUCUUUAUCAUCAAAUCUUACAACGAAGAUAAUGUCCACAAGAGUAUUAAAUAUGGUAUUUGGGCUAGCACACCAAAUGGAAACAGAAAAUUGGAUGCUGCUUACCGUGAAGCAAAGGAGAAGCAGAGCAGCUGUCCUAUUUUUCUCUUCUUCUCGGUGAAUGCUAGUGCCCAAUUCUGUGGAGUGGCUGAAAUGGUUGGACCUGUAGACUUUGAUAAAAGUGUCGACUACUGGCAGCAAGACAAAUGGAGUGGCCAGUUCCCUGUCAAGUGGCAUAUCAUUAAAGAUGUUCCGAACAGUCAAUUUCGCCACAUUGUGCUUGAAAACAAUGACAAUAAGCCAGUAACCAACAGCCGAGACACUCAGGAGGUUAAGCUCAAGCAAGGUAUUGAAAUGUUGAACAUUUUCAAGAACUAUGAAAGCGAGAUGUCCAUCUUAGAUGAUUUUGACUUCUAUGAAGACCGGCAAAAGGCGAUGCAAGAAAGAAAGGCCAGGCAGCAGGCCAGCUUGGUAGGCAUGGGGGUAGUUGGAGGACAGGAACAGAGAAAGGUUGUCGCCUUAUCUACCGACAAUCUGCUCAAGCCAAUGUCCAAGAGUUUUGCUCAGGUUGUCAGGCUGGAGGAGUUUGGUAAAGAAGGGCCAGUGGUGACCGAGAGAAGUGCCUCUGCAUCCGAUGGCUCCAUCAACAACAGAGUUGAAGACAAUGGUAUGUCGGCAGUGGUGUCUACCGCCAUCUAGGCAAGUUGUUCGCGCGCUUUUGGUUGUUUCUGCUGGAUAUGGGGAAGUUGGCAUCAGAGUGGGCUAUGAAGGGGCCUCCUCCUCCCGGUGAGUUGUUGACAUGGCUGGCUGGCUGGCUGAUGGACGCCCGCCCUUUCUUGUAUAUUUGUUGCAUAUCCCUACUGCUGAAUGCUGCUUCUUCCCUGAGAGUGCUUUGUUUUUUAUUUUGUUUUGUUGUUUUGGGGUUCAUUUUCCUUCCUUCCUUCCUUCCUUCCUUCUUCCCUUCGCGGGGCCUGUUUUUGCUUUUAAUAUUGGGGGUAUGAGCUGUUAAUGAGAAAAUAUAUUUCUGGAACCUUCUGAGCCCGCGAUGUCGAUGUCUCUUGGUACUGUAAAUUUGACCAAAUGGAUGCAGCAAAGAGCACUCGUUUUUCA
This is a messenger RNA of Diospyros lotus (date-plum), 2858 nucleotides long. RefSeq names its product YTH domain-containing protein ECT1. The record is from RefSeq and is a predicted model, not a curated record. The transcript has 8 exons. Gene Ontology annotation, cellular component: cytoplasm. Gene Ontology annotation, biological process: mRNA destabilization. The coding region runs from base 564 to 2447 and encodes 627 amino acids. Lineage: Eukaryota; Viridiplantae; Streptophyta; Magnoliopsida; Ericales; Ebenaceae. Gene Ontology annotation, molecular function: mRNA binding.